Molecule: messenger RNA, 858 nt
Organism: Capronia coronata CBS 617.96
Lineage: Eukaryota; Fungi; Ascomycota; Eurotiomycetes; Chaetothyriales; Herpotrichiellaceae
Exons: 4
Coding region: 1-858 (285 amino acids)
Cellular component (GO): cytoplasm
Molecular function (GO): oxidoreductase activity, acting on the CH-OH group of donors, NAD or NADP as acceptor
Source: RefSeq, a predicted model, not a curated record
AUGGGAAAGGCUCUAGCAAUAGACCUUGUCUCCAAAGACUGGAACGUGGCAUGUCUCGACAUCAACGAAGCGGCAGGACGAGCCGUCGCAGCCGAGCUGGGCGAUCAGGCAAUCUUCAUCAAAUGCAGAGUCGAAGACUAUGACGAACAAGUGCAAGCAUUCACCCAGACGUUUGAGAAAUGGGGUCGACUGGACGCUGCCUGUCUGAAUGCCGGGAUCGUCGACCGGACCUCGAUUUUCAUGCUGAAGGACAGAAACAGCCCGAACCUGCCACCGAAACCAGAUCUGUCUUGUACCGACAUCUGCUACAAGGCCGUGGUGUAUGGCACGAUGCUGUCGGUGUACUUCAUGAGGAAGAAUCCCACCCCUGGAGGGCAGAUCAUAGCCACGGCUAGCGCUUUCGGUCACUACGGCUGCGCGUCUGUGCCGGAAUACAGUGGAGCCAAGGCGGCGAUCAUCGAGUUCUGCCGCGCGGCUGCGCCUGUAUUGAAACUGAGAGACAAUAUUACAAUCAAUGCCGUCUCUCCGGGUUUGGUCAAGACUGCAUUGGUUUCGAAAGAUCAGGCGGCAUCUCAAACUGAGGAAUAUCUCACCCCGGUCGAAAAUGUGGUGGCGAGCUUCAACAAGUUUCUGGAGGACCCGUCGCUGAAUGGGCAGUUUCUGUACUGUGCUGGCCCGUCGCCGGACGACAUCAAGUUUGUGCCUCGGCCGCUCCGGGCAAAUGGUGAUCAAUCAUGGGCCAUGGAACUGGUGGUCGAGCCGUUGUUUGAGCGGAUUCAUGGCGAGCGAUCGGGUCUGCCGGACUCCAUGUCGCCCGAAACUCCUGGCCUUCAUGUGAAGGCUGCAGCAGGUCAAUAG